Messenger RNA from Trichoplax adhaerens, 2514 nucleotides. RefSeq lists its product as uncharacterized. The transcript has 17 exons. Lineage: Eukaryota; Metazoa; Placozoa; Uniplacotomia; Trichoplacea; Trichoplacidae. Gene Ontology annotation, molecular function: G protein-coupled GABA receptor activity. Gene Ontology annotation, biological process: G protein-coupled receptor signaling pathway; gamma-aminobutyric acid signaling pathway. Gene Ontology annotation, cellular component: G protein-coupled receptor heterodimeric complex; membrane. The record is from RefSeq and is a predicted model, not a curated record. The coding region runs from base 1 to 2514 and encodes 837 amino acids.
AUGCCAUCUUUAUCGAUCGAAAAAUUAGUAAUUAAUUAUGCAGCUAACCAUCAUAAUAAAUCAUUAGCAGAUAUAGUUUUUGAUGGCAAUGCAAAAAUGGCUAGUUACAUCAAGUUUAAAGGAAAGAAAUGGAAAACCUUAACCAUUGCCGGUUUUCAGCCGCUUUCAGGGGGUACAGUAUCUUUCAUUGGAAAAAUCACCUUACCAGCCGGGCAGUUAGCUAUUAAGGAUAUUAACGCAAGACCAGAUAUUUUACCUGACUACAAUCUAACAAUGGAGUUCUGGAAUACGGAGUAUAAACCUUGGGUUGCAACUAAAAGUUUCAUAGAUGCUAUCAAUAAUCCGCCCAUUAAAAUUGCUACUUUUGGACCACUGACUACGGUUGGCUCUAGACCGGUAGCUUCAUUGACUAAAUAUUGGAAUCUAGUCACGGUAACCAGUGGAGUGAGCUCUGCUGCUCUAAUUAACAGAGAUAUCUAUCCUUAUUUCUUUACGACUGAAACAACCGACGUAACUCUUAAUCCUAUUCGAAUAGCCAUGUUGCGACGAUUUAAUUGGACUCGGAUUGCUACGAUCCACCAUAUCUCAGAGCUACAAGAAAUAGCCGCUAAAAAUUUCAUCAGAGAUGCAGACAAACUAAAUUUCACUUUGAUCACUACAGAAGCUUUUUUUACUUCUCCAGUAGAACAACUCAAAAGCAUUAAGGAGAAAGGUGCUAAGAUUAUUUUGUUAUUUGCCGAUCUGAUUCCUACCAUCAGAUUGUUUUGCGAAGUUUAUCAUCAAAAAAUGUAUGGGUCGCAUUACGUUUGGUUUAUAACCUUUGGAUAUAUCAAGAAUUGGUGGAGAGCAUUUCGUACAGAUGCUAAUGUUAACUGCACGUCAGAGCAAUUGGAAUUAGCAAUGUCAUCCUAUUUUACCUUUAAUAAUGUCGAGCUUGGUUCUGAUGAAACGACAGUCUCAGGGAUGAACUCAUCGCAAUAUAUUGAACAUUAUAAUAAUUUCGUGGUAAAUCCUCUUAACUCGCCUUUCAAGUAUUUCCAAACUAAUGGCUAUGACGCAAUGUGGGCGCUAGCACUAGCACUAAAUAGAACUGAAAAUAUACUGAAAAAAAAUGGAAGCUCCUUAUCUGAUUUUAAUUAUAGUAAUACCAUGAUAAGAAGUAUUUUAUUUGAUGAGAUGAGUAAGACUGACUUUAUUGGUAUUAGUGGGCCAGUUAGAUUUAAAUCCGGAUCUCGUAUAAGUGAUGUCUAUAUCUAUCAAAAUCAGAUUAUUGGAAACGAAUCGAACGUUAUUCCUAUUGGUCUACAUUAUGGUAUAACAAAUGAACUACAGAUUUAUGAGAAUAAAAUCUAUUGGAUAGGUGGAGCUGUACCCGCUGAUACGGUUUCAGUUGAAGUCAGAAUUAUUGGUGUUUCCCAGCAUGUCUUUAUCACUGUAAAUGUACUGGCAAUCGCGGCAAUAAUUUUGGCAAUUGUUUUCCUUUCGCUUAAUAUAAUGAAAAGAAAGCGAAAACAUAUUAAAAUGUCAAGUCCGAAUAUCAAUAAUUUGUUUCUUAUCGGCUGUAUCAUGGGCUAUAUCGCAGCAAUUACAUUUGGCAUCGACUCCAAUAACACACCUAGUGUAACGUCAGCGCUUAUAUGCCCAUUACGUGUAUGGAUUCUAAGUAUCGGAUUUUCAAUCGCUUUUGGAUCACUGCUAUCUAAAACUUGGCGUGUAUAUCGCAUAUUUACUAGCGGCAAGAAAACAAAGAUCGUGAUUAAAGAUCAUCAACUUAUUGCUAUGGUAGUAAUUCUUAUAUGCAUAGAUUUGUGCUACUUAACAAUUUGGCAAUUAGCUGAUCCGUUAAAAGGCAAGCAGAUCCUUGUAAGGAUCGAGAAGAUAAUCUCAUACUUUAUAGUAGAUAGUGAAAGCUUACAACACCAGGACUCAAGCCAAGACUUAAAUACUGUUAUACGCUACUAUAAUGUUUUAUGCAGCUCCCAAAAUUCUUCCAUUUGGUUAGGCAUUAUAUAUGGUAUGAAAUUACUGUUAUUAGUUUUUGGAACUUUUCUGGCCUGGGAAACUCGAUAUGUUACUAUUCCCGCCCUAAAUGACUCUCGUUAUAUUGGAAUGUCUAUCUACAACACAACACUUCUCUGCGUUAUUGCAAUCAUUAUUAGUCAGUUUCUUGGAAGCCAAGUGGAUGCAAAUUUUGCAGUUAUUGCAGGAUUUAUCAUCUUUGGAAUCACAGUAACAAUGUGCCUUGUCUUUGUGCCUAAGGUAAUACAUUUAAAAAGAAACGGCUUUGCUGUUAUGCAAAGUAAUAAUAAUACUGGCAGAGCGAACUCUAGAGUAGACUCUAUGGAUAUAACUUUUGGUAAAGGUAGAAAUAUCACAUGUGAAGACAAAGUUGUCGAGGAAUUUAUUCGACGAAUAAAAAAUUGCGAUGAAGCAAACGGCAUUGUGACAAAAAUCAGGCGUAGAUGGGAAGCUACUAAUUCACCACUAACACUUGGAACCGAUAUUUUGAAUUAG